AACGGAAUUGCGCAAUAACCAGGAAGUGAAGGUCGUGACAAACAUGGCGGCGCUCUGUGUGAUGAAGUCUGUAAGGACAGCGCUCGGUGCCGUUCAUUGUGCUAUUAACAACAGUUUAACACCGAGGAUAUUAAGUGGACCCCAGCUGUCGUUUUUUGGCUGCACGUCGGUUCGUGGUAUCCGGCAAGUGGUGGAGAAGCAGGAGGGGAAAACUACAGUGAUUGAGGGUCUAACAGUGGCGGCACCCGAGAGCCCGCAACCUCCUAACCCAAAUGCUAAGUGCCCAAUUUACCGAUGGAACCUUCAGAACAAGUACACAUACACAGAUGUUUUAUUACUGAGUCAGUUCAUUCGUUCAGAUGGAGGGAUGUUGCCAAGACGCAUCACUGGCCUCUGUGCUCAAGAACACCGCAAGAUUGCCAUAUGUGUGCAGAUGGCCCAUCGAGCAGGUCUCCUCCCAGACCACAGACCGCAUCUUCCUGAAGGCCACGUACCAAAGCCCAAACCCAACCCCCCACUCAACAGGUACCUGACUCGUUACUCUGUGAAAUCAGUGAAGCCCAUCUAUAGGAAAGGAAUGAAGUGGUGUAAGAAUCGUAUGCCUGUGGGACAUCCAGCCCUCAAGGACAACAUCAGAUACAGCCCUAAGCCACUCUACACAAAGCAUUGACGCAUUUCCAGACACAACAAUGAAGGCGUCAGUGUAAUCAGGACAGCUGGAACGUACAGAGAUCUGCAAAGUGAUAAUUAUUGUUUUUCAUGGCCACGACAUGCUGCUUUUGAUGCUGCACAGGCUGCUUGUUCACACAGAGACGUAACAGAAUUUCUUUAAACCUUGAGAACUGAAUUUGACAUAAGACUUCACUGGAAAAGAGUGCAUCAUACACAACACACUUUUUUUUUGUCUUUAAUAUGUCCUCAUAGUCACCUCAGUUACUGUUACAGAUUCUGUGUCUGUAGGAAGCUGGCCCUAGCUUCCCGAACUACAAAUGCUCCAAAUAAAAAUCGGUUUUAUGUACCGCA
This is a messenger RNA of Pangasianodon hypophthalmus (striped catfish), 1023 nucleotides long. RefSeq names its product mitochondrial ribosomal protein S18A (gene mrps18a). NCBI's taxonomy places the organism in Eukaryota, Metazoa, Chordata, Actinopteri, Siluriformes, Pangasiidae. The record is from RefSeq and is a predicted model, not a curated record. Gene Ontology annotation, biological process: mitochondrial translation. The transcript has 6 exons. Gene Ontology annotation, molecular function: structural constituent of ribosome; small ribosomal subunit rRNA binding. The coding region runs from base 44 to 670 and encodes 208 amino acids. Gene Ontology annotation, cellular component: mitochondrial small ribosomal subunit; ribosome.